CACAUUAUCGGUUUCAUCUGCUAAGCCAAGAAACGCUCGCCAGUUUCAUCCAACUCUGGUUCGGUUGCUGAUCGUCGCCGUUAAGCCAUUCGUCGUUUCUUCAAUCUAUCUUCCCUCUUUGAUAGAUUCACAGAGAGCGAGAGGCAGAGCUAGAGAUGAAGGGACAAGGGUUUUGGUUCGAUAAAGGCAGGAGGAAGAGGUUAGGGUUUAGAAUCGUCGGCUUAGUGCUGUGCAUUAUCAUAUGCGAAUCGAUCCUGCAAGUGAGUGGUUCCGUUCACGAGUACUGGAGCGAGGCCUUUACUACUCAGUCCAAUGCUUUCUUCUUCCAUGGAGGCAGCGAGGGCCUCUUCGCUUCCACUGCUCCCGAUUCUUCUCCUUCUGAUAAUCCGUACAAGGGCAAGUCCUUCAUCAGAUUUGAAGAUCUGAAAUUUACAAGAACAAAAGAGUCCAGUGAUAAACAGAAUAAAAUGCAGAGUCGGACUGGAUUGGUUGAAGCUAUUAUAGUUGAGGUAAAAGAUAGGGAAAGGAUUGGAGGUGCUUUCCUAAAAUCUGAUGAUAUAUGUUGCACCCCUGAACUCCACGCGGAAGGAUCCUGCAAAGUAGGAGAGGUUAUUAUUCACAAAAACCUAGAGAAUGAUGAGUGGCCAAAACGCAUUCAAACGUUCUUCGAAGGAACAAGUCAAGUAGCUAAGAUGGAACCUCGGACUGUCCAAAUAAAUAAUACUGGAAUGUACUAUCUCUAUUUCAUGUUUUGUGAUCCACAACUAAAGGGCACAGUAAUUCAGGGUAGAACCGUGUGGAGAAACCCUGGAGGUUAUUUACCUGGGAAGAUGGUCCCUUUGAUGACUUUCUAUGGCAUUGUAUCAUUAGCUUAUCUUGUUCUUGGCCUAAUAUGGUUUUUGCGGUUUGUUCAGUUCUGGAAGGAUAUUAUACAAUUGCACUACCACAUUACAGCAGUGAUUGCUCUUGGAAUGUGUGAAACAGCUCUCUGGUACUUUGAGUAUGCAAAUUUAAAUGCAACUGGAAGCAGGCCAAUGGGGAUCACAUUAUGGGCAGUGACAAUUAGUGCUAUUAAAAAGACUCUAUCUCGCUUGCUCCUUUUGGUGGUUUCAAUGGGCUAUGGUGUGGUAAAACCUACCCUUGGAGGUGUAACAUCAAAAGUUCUUCUUCUUGGUGUAAUAUAUUUUGUUGCUUCAGAGGCACUUGAGCUUGUUGAACAUUUGGGGAAUGUAAAUGACUUCUCUGGAAAAGCUAAGAUAUAUUUGGUGCUUCCUGUUGCUUUCUUGGAUGCUUGGUUCAUAUUGUGGAUUUUCUCAUCAUUAUCAAAAACACUAGAAAAGCUGCAGAUGCGAAGAAGCAUGGCCAAGCUUGAGCUCUAUCGGAAGUUUACCAAUUCCCUUGCAGUGUUUGUUCUGCUUUCCAUUGCCUGGAUUGGCUAUGAGCUGUACUUCAAUGCAAGUGAUCCAUUAAGCGAGCUGUGGCGAAUUGCCUGGAUAAUUCCAGCUUUCUGGACUUUGCUUGCUUUCUCACUGUUGGUGGUGAUUUGCAUUCUUUGGGCUCCUUCAAGUAACCCAACCAGGUAUGCAUAUGCAGGAGAGACGGGAGAUGACUUUGACGAGGAGGCCAUCGCCCUUACAACUGCGGUUAAGGGAGCUGCUGUAACAGAUCAUGCAAUUGUUCUGAGGGAAGAGCUCGAGGAGGACAAGCGAGAGUAACUGUACAACGGGAAGAUCUUGAGCAGUAUAAGCGAGAGUAAUGGUUAAACUCUGCUUCUGAAAAGGUGCAGUGCCUAUUCAAGCUCCCGUUGCUGGUAUAUAGCAUAUUUUCCUUUUGCCCAUUGUUAUGCAAUCCUUGUUGCCUGUACAAAAACUGUAUUAAGUGUAUACACUGACCAACUGGAAUCAGCCGUAAUUAUAUCAGCACAUCUGUAAUCUUCUAACCACCUUUCUAUAAGCAAUGAGAGGAGUUAUACUAAUGUUUGAGCUCUUACAUGUGGAAGCUCAUUUACUGGA
Molecule: messenger RNA, 2012 nt
Organism: Diospyros lotus (date-plum)
Lineage: Eukaryota; Viridiplantae; Streptophyta; Magnoliopsida; Ericales; Ebenaceae
Exons: 5
Coding region: 156-1715 (519 amino acids)
Biological process (GO): transport
Cellular component (GO): membrane; Golgi apparatus
Source: RefSeq, a predicted model, not a curated record